Molecule: messenger RNA, 492 nt
Organism: Carya illinoinensis
Lineage: Eukaryota; Viridiplantae; Streptophyta; Magnoliopsida; Fagales; Juglandaceae
Exons: 1
Coding region: 1-492 (163 amino acids)
Source: RefSeq, a predicted model, not a curated record
AUGAAGGAUCCAGGGGCUCUUCAUUAUUUCUUAGGCAUUGAGGUUCAAUCUACUUCCUCUGGUUUAUUCCUUAGUCAAACAAAAUAUGCAGUUGACAUCCUUCACCGAGUGGCUAUGACAGAUUGCAAGCCCGUUGCUACUCCUAUGGUAGUUGGUCAAAAACUCACUCAAGCUGGCUCCCCCUUCUCUAAUCAAACUCUUUAUCGAUCCGUUGUUGGGGCUCUUCAAUAUUUGGUCAUCACACAUCCUGAGCUUGCUUAUAGUGUUAACACAGUUUGUCAACAUAUGCAUGCCCCUACAAAUGAACUCUUUCGUGCAGUUAAGAGUAUUCUACGCUAUAUAAAGGGCACUCUUCAUUUUGGUUUGAAUCUCUACUCUUAUCCCUCUCGGCAACUUCUAGCCUAUUCCGAUGCCGAUUGGGCUGGCUACCCCGACACUCGCCGCUUUACAUAUGGUUAUACCAUAUAUCUUGGUCGAAAUUUAGUCUCUUAG